AUGUGGAGUUUAUCAACUGGGUUUACAUUCUUAUUUUUUUUUUUUCAUUGCGAGAAGAUCAUCUUUAAUUUCUUUAGUGUCUUCUUUACUAUCAUGAGUGAAGAUGCAGAGUAUAUAAGGGCCUUAGAAAUACAAAGACGCAAUUUUGAAGCCCAGUUUGGAUCUAUUGGUGAGUUGGGUUUUGGUGAUAAGUUAGAUGAAGUGAAAUCAGAGGAAAGCUCGACACUGGAACCAUCUGAUGAGGAAGGUAUCAAAUUGGAUGGGCUUAGCAGUGAAAGCGAAAACUCUUCUUUGGAGUCAGAAGAUGACGAGUUAUUUGAUAUAGAAGACCAACCCAAGCCCAAAGUUGUCAAACUAAAUACACCGACAACAGAAAUUCUGCAUGCAAUACCAUCCAAAACAGAUCGAAAGUUACUCAAGUCUGGUAGAGCUGCAACGCUAUCAGAAAUCGAAGCCGUUAACAAAAGGGCCUCCAAACAGAAUCUUAAGCAAGCAAAUAAAACAGCAAAGGAAGAAUCUGACAAUCUUGAAAAUGAUCUAAAACUACAACGAUUAUUGAAAGAAUCCCACAUUUUAGCGAACAAUGUCGAUCCUCAAUUCAGUGGUGCUGAUCUAACACUAAAAACUAUCGAUUUCGAAGAUCCUACAGGUAAGUCUAGAAAAAGAGUACUAUCAUCACGAAUCCAAGAAUUAUCCACAACUAAUUUGGCAAAGGAAAAAAAAUUGGAAUCGAUGCCAAUGAAUAUGAGAAAGGGUAUGAUUGCUAAACGUGAUGCAAGAGUAGCCAAAUAUGAAAAGGAAGCCCGUGAUGCGGGAAUUGUGCUAUCGAAGUUAAAGAAGGGACAAGUUAGAGAUUUGAAUGCCGGAAGAGGUUCGACUUCAUCAAGUGACAGAUUGGGAUCUGGUAAAACUCACAAAGUACAAAAAAGAGAGCGAGGAUUGAAAAUCAAUGGUGUUGGAAGAUCAACCAGGAAUGGUUUGGUUAUAUCUCAAAAUGACAUUGAUCGUAUUAACAGCCAGGGCAAAAGGAGACAUGGUAAAAAAAGAUAA
Lodderomyces orthopsilosis Co 90-125 is the source of this 1050-nucleotide messenger RNA. RefSeq lists its product as uncharacterized. NCBI's taxonomy places the organism in Eukaryota, Fungi, Ascomycota, Pichiomycetes, Serinales, Debaryomycetaceae. The transcript has a single exon. Gene Ontology annotation, cellular component: nucleolus. The record is from RefSeq and is a predicted model, not a curated record. Bases 1 to 1050 code for a protein of 349 amino acids. Gene Ontology annotation, biological process: maturation of SSU-rRNA from tricistronic rRNA transcript (SSU-rRNA, 5.8S rRNA, LSU-rRNA).